AUGAAAUUGGAGUUCACCGAGAAAAACUACAACAGCUUCGUGCUUCAGAACCUGAACAAACAGAGAAAGCGCAAAGAGUACUGGGACAUGGCCCUGACUGUGGACCACCAUGUCUUCUUUGCACAUCGCAACGUGCUGGCCGCGGUCUCUCCACUGGUGAAGAGUCUCAUCUCCAACCACAACAUGAAGACCACUGAUGAGCUCUUUAUCACCAUUGACCCCAACUACCUGAGUCCGACCACGGUGGACCAGCUCCUGGACUACUUCUACAGCGGAAGGGUGGUAAUCUCAGAGAAGAAUGUGGAGGAGCUGCUUCGUGGGGCCCAGUAUUUCAACACACCACGCCUUCGAAUUCACUGCAGUGACUUCCUGAUUAAGUCCAUCCGCCGUGCCAACUGCUUGCGCUACCUCUUCUUGGCUGAGUUUUUUGAGCUCAAAGAGAUAUCAGACUUGGCCUACUCUGGCAUUCGCGACAACUUCCACUACUGGGCCAGUCCUGAGGCCUCCAUGCAGUUCAUGCGCUGUCCACCUGUCAUCUUCAGCCGCCUGCUCCGAGAUGAAAACUUGCAUGUGCUCAAUGAGGACCAGGCUCUCAAUGCACUCAUCAAUUGGGUAUACUUCCGGAAGGAUGAGCGGGAGAAGUAUUUCAAGAAGUUCUUCAAUUACAUCAAUCUUAAUGCUGUCUCCAACAAGACGCUGAUGUCUGCCAGCAACAAGCUGACGGGCAUGGAGGACAGCUCAGCCCACGCAACCCUGAUUGAGAGUGUCCUUGUGGACCGCAGGCAGGAGAGGCCAACCAGCCUGCUGAGCUACCAGCGGAAAGGGGCCCUGCUUGAUUCGGUGGUCAUCCUAGGUGGCCAAAAGGCCCACGGCAAGUUCAACGAUGGAGUGUUUGCUUAUAUCAUUCAGGAGAACCUGUGGUUGAAGCUCUCAGAAAUGCCCUAUCGGGCAGCAGCACUUAGUGCCACCUCUGCUGGUCGCUACAUCUACAUCUCUGGUGGUACCACUGAGCAGAUUUCAGGGCUGAAGACGGCUUGGCGGUAUGACAUGGAUGACAACUCCUGGACCAAGUUGCCCGACCUGCCAAUUGGGCUUGUCUUCCACACCAUGGUGACCUGCGGGGGGACAGUGUACUCAGUGGGUGGGAGCAUUGCCCCAAGGAGGUAUGUCUCUAACAUCUAUCGCUAUGAUGAGCGCAAGGAGGCCUGGUACCUGGCAGGGAAGAUGAGCAUCCCUAUGGACGGCACAGCCGUGAUCACCAAGGGUGACCGGAACCUGUACAUUGUCACUGGGCGGUGCUUGGUUAAGGGCUACAUCUCCCGGGUCGGGGUGGUGGACUGCUUUGACACCAACUCUGGGGACGUGGUCCAGUGUAUCACCUUCCCCAUUGAGUUCAACCACCGGCCCCUGCUCUCUUUUCAUCAGGACAACAUCCUCUGUGUGUACAGCCACCGGCAGAGUGUGGAAAUCAACCUGCAGAAGAUAAAGGCCAACAAGACAACUACCUUAGUGCCUCUCUUGCCCAACAACUGCCCCUUGGAUGUGUCCCAUGCUAUAUGCUCCAUUGGAGACAACAAGGUGUUUGUAUGUGGAGGUGUCACCACAGCCAGUGAUGUCCAGACAAAGGACUACACCAUCAGUCCAAACGCCUACAUGCUGGACCAAAACGCAGGUGAGUGGAAGACCCUGGCCCCCCCACCAGAGGCCCUGGACUGUCCUGCCUGCUGUCUAGCCAAGCUACCUUGCAAGAUUCUUCAAAGGAUUUAA
This is a messenger RNA of Lagenorhynchus albirostris (white-beaked dolphin), 1767 nucleotides long. RefSeq names its product calicin (gene CCIN). Gene Ontology annotation, molecular function: protein binding. Bases 1 to 1767 code for a protein of 588 amino acids. The transcript has a single exon. Lineage: Eukaryota; Metazoa; Chordata; Mammalia; Artiodactyla; Delphinidae. The record is from RefSeq and is a predicted model, not a curated record.